CUGGCCAGCCUCUCACAUCCUCCUGAUCAGAAAGACGAUUUCUUGUCCCUGUUUCUUGUGCAUUAGUCCAGCAAAUUAGGUGAUAAACCUAACAGUAGCCCAACCAGAAAGGUGUAUGCGAAGUCGUUUACUUGGCUUUGCACUCCACAGAGCCUCUUAGGAAUGAUUAGCUGGUGUUUUUCAAUCCACAUCGCACUGCACUGAUGGAAUUAACUCAGCAGAAAGUCCACGUUUCGCUGUUCUUCUUACUGACCAAUGGGAAGCCGUGUUAUUUCCCAAAGCCCGCCUCUUGAUGCCUGUAAUUGGCCAGCGACACGCUCCAUUACUUUUCAUCCGCUUGUCUUCUCCCCGAGGGAAAAAGGUAACGUCGAAGGGAAAGGGAAGCUUAUUAUUAUCAAGUCGUUGGCAGCGAGGGAAGUUAUCCUGACAGAAAAGGCAUUUUUCUAGUCUUCUAUCUUAUUUUUAUUAAAGACUCCUUCGACGGAGGACGAGGGAGUCCGAGGGGAACACUGCGAGAAGUGAGCAAGGAGCAGCAGGUGUGAGUCAUGUGACAUAUUCCAAAAGGAGCACCAUCAACGAGUCCUGUUAAGAAAAGAAGAAGGAGAGAAGGAAAAUCACAACUGCUCAGCCGACCUUGAGUCCCAAUUAGAGGCCCGGUUAAUGCAAGGUAGGAGGGGACUGCCGUCAACAGGUCAUUAACUGUGCUGACCUUCAAAAACAACAUCAAAUAUGAUGACUCAUCGCCUUCACACGGACAUCCAAGCAGUCAAUUCUCAGAGGAUUUGAAUAGCCAAGAAGUGGGUGGAAAAAUGACCUAAUUAGCAACCUGAUCUCUGCACAACCUGGCGCAAAUGUGUUCGUGGCACUCUCCCCAGUCGCAAGGCAGAUGCAUGCAUCACUGCACUUACAAGUAAAGUUCCCCUCAUUACUCCUGAACAUCAGCCCCCUUACUCCAUGGAUUCCUACAGCUUCCACUUUGAGAGAAUGAGCAACGUGGACCUCCAUCCUCUAAGCCUGCCCAUCAGCCGGCUCUCCCCAGCCAAGUCCAACAGCAGCAUUGUAGAACAAUUUGCCCACCACCAGCACGGCAAAGGAGACUCUGCCUAUAGUUCCUUCUCUGGGGGGUCCACUGCACCAGACUACCUACCAUCACUUCACUUCCCAGAAGACCUGCAGUCCAACCCUUUCAGCCACUAUGCUGACCUUAAAUAUAUAAAAUCUAUUUAUCAUCCCACUCAGGUUCUGCAGUCUAACGCAAAGACCAUGGACCAGUUGUAUCGUUCUAUGGAGGUGAUCUCACAGAACUAUCGCAACAGUACCCAUAACCACAAUGGCAAUGGCAGUUUCCAUACCAAUGACAAACCAAUAUCAAAGGUACAUCUUAGGGCUCCAUCCCAAGGUGACUACUCUCCCACUGGUCCUCCUCCAGUCCCAGCACGACAAGAUAGUUUCACAGCCACUAAAAACCUAGAAAACAAGAGUCAACACAAUACUCACCCUCAACAACCAAGACCCCAUAAUUAUCACCAUGCACACCCCCAUGGAGGGAUUGUUCACCAAAUGGGGACAGCGAAGCCAGGGUCAAACACCUCUGUCAUCAGUCCAGAAACAGUGUACUCAGAUCGGAGCGGAGUGCCAGGAGCGGAGGUCCAGCAGCUGCCAAGCUACCGCCCUCCUGCUCCCUCUUUUGAACAAGACAGGAUGUCCAUGAACCCACACAUUUUCAUCACAGACAAUGAAGCUCCCCCUGAGCAUCUGAAGUCGGUAAACUUUCCGAGACGAUCACCUCCCAAAGGUAUAAGCCAGUCUGAGCACCUGAAGGCCAGACAUCCAUCAAGCGGGGGUGGGUGUAAUGGUAAGGAUCAUGGUAAUCUCUGUGAUGUCAGUAGUGAGUUUAAGAAUCCACGCAAAAGAGCACAUUCCGCUUAUGAUUGGAUUGGUUCAGAGCCAGCCCAUGUUUUUAGUCCUUGGAAUGGAGGUCAUACGGGCUUUAUCGACAGCAGCAUCCAGCAUAAGGGUCAGUUCUACUUUGUCACAGGAGUGUGUAACCACUCUGAAACUAGAAUGAGAACCCACUCUGUAUCUCUGAGUGGGUCUGAAGCUGCGAGUGAAUGCUCCACUGUGUUGGAAAGACCACGGCCAAAAGAGCGGGAAAGAUGUCACAGCACAAUGGAAAAUUUAUUUAUACCCAUUAAAGAUGUCCUGGAUGAGAAAGGCAGGCAGACCAAGGACCUCAUACCAAGACGUCCAGAUCAGGAGAAUCACAAAAGUGCCUCCUUUUCAACACGGUCUUCAAAGAGUUGGGAUUCCUUUGAAGAAAUUGACACAGAGACCCGAGAGAUUGGCCGCCACACCACCACCAAUCCUAUAUUUUACUGUGGGCCUGGGAAAAACUCUGCACAUUCAACUUUACAAACAAAGGAAAUGCCCUCACUGGCCAUCACUGAACAAACCAACCAGCCCGAGCAAAAGGAGCAGGCAAAAGGGGGGAAAAGACAUCCACUGACAGAUGUAGGCAGUGAUAGGAUAAAUAAAGAGACAACCCCACUUCUCUACCAUCUAACUGAAGCUAACAGGACAACAAUGCAGUCACAAAAGGAUGCUGAAUUUGGUAUGAAAGAUAAAGAAGCUACCCCGAGCAAAACAUGUGUCAGAGAUGUGUCGAUAAAGAAUGGAAAACCUAUCCAAGGGGAUGUGACCAAAAAUGAAACAGAGGGAGUCAGCUCUGGUGCUUGCAACACAUUGGAUGACUCUUAUAAAAAAUACUACAAGGAGAAGCUGAAGGAUGCCCAGUCUAAAGUCCUGAAGGAGACGUCAUUUAAAAGAAGGGAUCUUCAACUGGCAUCAACGCACUGCCCCAGGCCAAAACAUGAGCUGAGACCUUCAAUGAUUCACUCUUUCUCCUCGUCACAAGAUUCUGAGACUUCCACAGACACCCUCACCCCAUCUGUGACCUCUGAGGAGACAGAAAGAGGGAGCAUAGUGGAAAAGGUGAGGCAGAGUCCUAAACAGAUGAACACAGAGACUGUAAGAGAACAUAGGAUGUCUGCAAAGUUGGCUCAGCCUCAGGUGGCGACACGAAUUGGAGGUCGAAAGCGAUUAACUCUAGAACAGAAAAAGAUGUACUGCUCUGAACCAGAGAAGCUCAAUCGGCUUGGUCACGGACCCAGCCACUCUGCAUCUCGCUCUUUUAGCAAUGAAAGUGACGGGUUCCUUAUGAUGGACAGUGAGUGGCAGGAUCAUGAGCAUCCAGGAGAUCAAGGACUGGUGGCAGCAAGAAGGAAGUUAUUCGAGACUCGGGGUCGUGCCCUAUCUGCCUCUAGCGCGUCAAAGACAAAUCUGAAGCACCUUCAACAUAAGGCACUUGUGGCUUACAUGGAGCGUAAAACAGGCCAGAAAGUGCCAGAACUCCAGCAACCAAUCCCCCCCAGACAGAGGCACUCUCUGGGAGAGAAACCAUUUGACUGGGGUCCCCGGCCUUUAUCAGCAAGUACUGAGAGCAGUCACCUACAAAAGAAACUUAACAGACCCCAGUCCGCUGGACGCAUCCUUGAUUCCUCCACAAACUCCAUCAGGUAUGCCCAGUUUUUCUCAGCACAACCCUCCACAGGUCAACCCAAAGGGCAAUCAAACCAAUGCAGAUGGAAGGAAAGAACGUGUCCACCCCAUAGCAUGUAUGCUUCUGUGGAGAGUCUCUUGGACCAACCAGAACCACCGACAAUUUUCAGGAACAGAUCCACAUCCACGCCACAUGCAUUUCAGGCACAGGACGAUAGAAAUGGUCAAGAACCAGUUAAUUCUACCGAAGCCUGCAGUCUCCAGAAGAAUAUGGCCUCUGCAAGGAGCUCAACGCCUGAGGCCCAGCAGCAAAUCCGUAAAAUAGCACACAGGGGGAAGUCCGUGGAAGAACUGGAGGCAUUUAAGUUAACAAGGAUGUCAGCUCUGAGUAAGAGUUCUGAGCAGCUGGAUCAAGCGUGCCGAGACGUCAGGAACGUUUCACUCUUCGCUGAGGUCAGGGAAGCUCAAGAUAGGGAAAGAGGAAGGAAGAAGUAUGGCUUGAAUGCAGCGGAGAAAACAGACAUUUCUGAUCUGAUGGGACAGGCACAAAUUGAUACACAGAAAAAGUCCAGCUUGAAGCAUAACUCCGAUCCAGCGCCGUUAGAUGUGGAGGAUGUUGGACUUAACGCUACAACAGGAAGAAGAACCUUAAGUGGAUCCCACUCCCCGACUUCUUGCUUGUCCUCAAGGGGCAAAAGGCAAUCUUCUGGAUCUCGCAGUCCUCCCACAGAUAGGUUUCUGUCCAACAAACCUCCCAUUGAAGCAUCUUCCUCCACACAUUCCCGUGGAGACCAAGAGACCAUUGAGAAGGCGCCCCUGUCAACUUUUUCAUCCCCCACACAGAUAAAACAACCCUGUGAAAACAGACCAAGCUCCAGGGGUAACCAAAGUUCUUAUGAACAGUCAGUGGUUGAAGCAGGCAAAGACUGCUUACCACCUGCCCAUAAAGUGUCAUUGAACUGCGGUGUGACCACAGAUCCGUCCUUGUGGAUCUUCCCGUCAGAGGAGGAACAGCCCAAAGAGGACGUACAGAGGCCGGACUGUGUUUUCGACGAGCCCGCCAUUUUGCACCUUCCUCGUCAGAUGAGCGAAACCUCAGUGUCUGCCUGCGUAUCGGUUUCUGGUCAGCAGGUUGCAAUUGAGAAAAAUUCCAAAACGGAAGAUGAGUACUCCAGAGAGAAUGAGGAGAUUGAGGAGAAGUGUACACCGGAGGGAAAAACGGCGAUUACGGAGAGUCUUGCCCAGAGACCGCAAUGGGAGGAGCUGGUCGAGGCCGUGGUCAAGGCAGACCAAUCGCUAGCCCCCGCUCUCUAUCCGUUAGCCAAUCGAAAGACAGCACUCAUGCUGAUGGAGCAACUGCUGUCUGAAGACACGCUGCUGAUGGAGGAGCACUAUAAGAAGAAACAGGAGCAAAAGGGAGCAGAACAAAGUUGUGAGCCUGAGACAACUCCGUCACCUGAUGGCCUUAAAGCCUCGAACAGCGAAGUCCGUAGCACAGUUGACAUCACUGACAAGAAGAGCAUGCUGGUGUGCUACAUCGAAGAGCGUCUCCGUGCAUUGGAGGAGACGCGGGGUGUCCUCCAAGCGGAGAUCCAGGAGAACGUAGCCCACGGUGAGGCUCUGGAGUCUUUGGUCCGCGAGCGAUGUCUGCCCCUGGAGUUGGAGAGGUAUAACCUGUUCAUCGGAGACCUGGAGAGGGUGGUAAACCUGCUUCUGUGCCUCUCCGCCCGGCUGGCCAGGGUCCAGAAUGCCCUGAGCACGGUGGACAAUGACACGGAUGUCGAGGAGAAGCAAUCGCUGGACAGCCGUCACCGUCUGCUGUGCAAGCAGCGGGAGGAUGCCAAAGACCUGAAGGACAACUUGGACCGACGGGAGAGCCUCGUAUCCACUUUCCUGUCCCGCCAGCUGAGCGCCGAGCAGGUGCGCGACUACCGGCGCUUCGUGCAAACCAAGGCCUCACUGCUCAUCCGUCGCAAGGACCUGGAGGAGAAGACGAGGCUCGGCGAGGAGCAGCUCGACGCCAUCGCCAAAAGCCUCCGUGUCUGAAAGAGGCGGUUUUCUUCGCUAGCACUCAUUGGUCUAAACCGGUUCAGACGAGCCGCUGAAUGCUCCCGCUUCCUGACACUUUUCAACCCGCUGUGCCUUGACUUCAGCUUCUGCAGUUCCCCUCUUUGUCUACAGGGGGAGCCUCCUAGUCUUGUUCACACAGAGAACCUGUAAAAAUGCAGCAUCUGAACUGUUAACAGAAGGUAUUCAUUCAACUAGCAUUUCUCUCACCCGUUAGCCUUCGUCCCACAGACAUGGUCGCAAUCCCCUUCCUCUUUCCAUUGGCUCCGCCCUCCUACUCACUCACCCAAUCAGAAAUCGCAGACACUUUCAUGGGCUCACAGACAAAUUAUUAAACGCUUUGAUUUGUAGAGCAACCAAAGUUAUGUGCAAAUUCAGAUGUUGCUCUAACUGAAGAAGUAAUGUGCUUCAUUUGUAUCACGAAAUUGUCUUUAAAACGAUCCACGUUAUGCAACUACAAGUUUACUGCAGUUUGCGCAAGGUACAGUAGCAACAAAUUGUACUCAAGUAAGAGUCCUGUAACUUUUAGAAUAAGAACACUUACAUUUUGAAAGUAGUCCUCCAAACAAUUACUUAAGAGUAAGUAUUCAGAUUUUUUUUAGAAACUCCUCAAGUUUUGAACAAGUGGUGAGUAACUAUUAAAAUAACUUUAGCGUUAUCGGCUCACCAAGCAGAAAUUAUAUAGAAGUUCAUGUAACCGCCUGACUCUGUUUGAUUGGUCAUUUUGAGUCAAAUGGAGUAACUGUCGCACAUUACUGCAAAGAAUACGCUCCUUCAUGUACAUGGCAAUUUUCCGAACCACUUAAUCCUCACUUCUCCAAUUAUUUUUAAAUAAUUAGAUCCUAUAAUUAAUAGUGAGGAGCUGGGCUAUAUGGAAACCUAUCCGGAACAGUCUGAAGAAUAUUACAAGUUCUGUCUGUGAGCCACUGAAGGUACUUGAAUGUGAUUGGAUGAACAGGUCAGGGGGUGGGGCUUCGAGGAGGACAAGUCAUAUGUCAUUAUCCAAGCCGCUUAUCCUCACAAGGGUCGCGGGAAAGCUGGAGACUAUCCCGGCUAGCUUCGGGCGAAAGGCGCACUACACCCUGAACUCGUCGCCAGUCAGUCACAGGGCAGAUAUCGACACCAUCACUGAGCGGGAAUUGAUCCUGCGCUCUCCGCACCAAAGGCAGGCGUGUGUACCACUACACCAUCAGUAACCCUAAAAAAAAUAUUGACAUAAUCGAUCAAUCAAACUCAACUCGACUAUCAUCACUACUAAAAAAAUCUGAAGUAGUUCAAUCCCCACAGGGUGGGAGAAAUACCCCCCCCCCCCCGGGUUUGGAUUCUGUUACUACCAGGAUUCUGCCGGGUGGUCUUUAUCCACCUUUUUAUAGGGAAAGUUGAAAAAUACUGGCUCUAUCACGCAGCGUAAAACAAGACUAUUGUUAUCCGAGCUUUAAACUGCGUAGGAGAGUCACCUGUAUAACAAGGCACAAAAAAAAACAAACAAAAGGUGAACGUUAAUAAAAAAGCACUUUGUAAACAAUUCAUAAUAUUAAUGCACAUUUCUUCACUUGAAAAUCAAACAGCCUUACUCCAUCCGACUAUGACACAUUUCUCUUCUUUGUCCACUAUUGUGAACAAGAUCACUGUCAUGUUGUUUGAGUUUUGAUUUUAAAGGUACGUUAGCGACUUUGUGCAAAUGCUAUCAUAGCAAAAAAAAUAAAAAAGCAAAACAAAACGAUGGUUUCAAGCUGCAUACAGCACUCUUAAAAAGUGGAACCUUUGAAGUUGAAUGCUGCUGUAAUGUUACGCUAGUCGAUUUCCAUGCUUUUCCACAAAACACAGGUUUUUAUAGCAAGACAUGUAAAAUGAUGGCAUCUUAACAUUUUAAUUAACUGUGGGACAAUAUCUUGAUUAACAUUACCAAUUAUAAACAAGAACGGCUGUACAAUAAAACUCUCACCGAUGUAUCCAAACAGGAAACAGUUUUUGUUGGCCAGCAUUUCAGCCAUUUUGCAUUCAGCUAUGUGCUAUUGACAUUAGGAGUCACUUUGCACAAUCAGUUUGUAUAAAAACUCUAAUUGCGCGAUGUUGUGCCGAGCAGUCAGAUUCUUACUAUGUUGCAAUAAAUUGCACUUCCUGUUUUGCGUUUAGCGUCACAGCACCAUUGGUACCCUUGUAUGAUGUCACACACAAGUAGGGUUUGGACAAUUUUGGUUGAAUUCCAGAUUGUACUUCGGGGGUUCCACUCUAAUGAAUGUUCAACUUCAGCGGUUCCGUUCUAUCGGUUGUUCAAGUUCUGGGGUUCCACUCAAAUGUUCAACUUUGGUUCCACACUUAUGAAUGUUUAACUUCAGGGGUUCCACUCUAAUGUAAAACAUUGGAAGUUGCACUCUCAUGAAUGUUCAACUUUGGGGGGAUGGGUUCUUUUCUAUUGAGUGUUCACCUUCAGGGGUUCCACUCAUGAAUAUUCAGUUUCUGGGAUUUCAUUGUAAUGAAUGAGAUUUUGUCUCACACAAACACACACACAAGUCGCCCCUGUUCAUUGAAUUCUUGAUACUUGAACCGGAGAUAUCGAAAUACCUUUUAGUUACUCACAGAAUUCCAUCAUUACUAUUUUUAAAACCGUCGUUUAACAAUCACGAACGUCUGAGAAGACGUCCGAUUUGUACUUAAGCGAUGUUGUUCAACAUCAGAUUCGUGUGCAGUGUUUGUGCGUGUAGACGUUUUACCUGUGGUAGGUUUUCAACAAUGUUCCUCUUUUUCGUAAACGAAUCCAAACACUGAUCGUCCCUCAGGAAAUGACCUGAAAGGAAAAUGCACUCAUCCAAUGUGCGCCGUGGACUAUUUUGUAUGAUAUAUUUAUGUUUUAAGUUUUUUUUGUUGUUGUUGAGGCCGCAAAGUGAAUUCCGCUUCCCCUCCAUCUUCUUUCCCAGUGGGAAGGUUUGCUAAACAAAUCUGGAGUUUGUUACGGCCCACAAACUGUCAUUUUCAUCACUGUUACUUAGUUGUGACGUGAUCUUUCUUAACGGGACAGAGACAUUUCACGUAUUUUAAUGUCACAAAUGCUUCACCUCCCCCUUCCCCAGUCACUUGUGCCUGUUUGGAGUUGUAAAUUCCGCGUUUUGUCUUACUGUCAAUAAAUUAAGAACCUU
Molecule: messenger RNA, 8762 nt
Organism: Syngnathoides biaculeatus (alligator pipefish)
Lineage: Eukaryota; Metazoa; Chordata; Actinopteri; Syngnathiformes; Syngnathidae
Gene: shroom1
Product: shroom family member 1
Exons: 12
Coding region: 955-5604 (1549 amino acids)
Biological process (GO): actin filament organization
Cellular component (GO): cortical actin cytoskeleton; apical plasma membrane; apical junction complex
Molecular function (GO): actin filament binding
Source: RefSeq, a predicted model, not a curated record